Molecule: messenger RNA, 4588 nt
Organism: Stereum hirsutum FP-91666 SS1
Lineage: Eukaryota; Fungi; Basidiomycota; Agaricomycetes; Russulales; Stereaceae
Exons: 15
Coding region: 470-4126 (1218 amino acids)
Biological process (GO): regulation of DNA-templated transcription; DNA-templated transcription
Cellular component (GO): nucleus
Molecular function (GO): transcription cis-regulatory region binding; DNA-binding transcription factor activity, RNA polymerase II-specific; zinc ion binding
Source: RefSeq, a predicted model, not a curated record
UCGAUGAAAAAAUACCGUGUAUGGUAGUCGCCGGCGGAUAGACGCGCGAAUGCGGAGGUGUUCCGGGUGAGAGCGCCGGCGUCUCUGGCUGUGGGGGAUGCCGGGAGUGGAUCGGGGUCCGGGCUGGCGUGCAAGGGGGGAUAUAUAUGGAAGGGGCGUUGGACAGACCGGGGUUAAGAGCCCCGAGGUUCGAGGAUUCGAGGAGCAGUAUUCGCCCAUGUCCUCGGCAGUCGACCCUUCGCACGGCCGGGUUCCCGAGAGAGGCCGGGAAAGCAGCAGCAGAGGAGUCGUUGCACCGCCUGGUACGCCCUUCUGAUGGACAGAUGGUACAAAAGACUUCCCUUCCAACUGACAGACCACCAUUUCGUUUUUUCCGUUCGUUUUAGCCCCGCAAAGCGCCCAGCGUGUAGCCGACGUCCACGAGCGGUGGCCAUACCCGUCUGACCAGUCCCGCGAGCAGCCAGAGAACAUGAUAGGCCCCACCCCAGCCUUCUACGAGCCAGACCAGGCCCAGCAGCCCCAGACGCACGACUACCAGCAGUGGAUCGACAACCCAGUCUACGCCCACAACUUCAUGCCGAACUAUCCCCAACACCACCAGCCACAGCACCAGCAGCAUGCUCAGCACCAUCUCCAACAGCAGCAACAACAACAACAACAACAGCAGCAGCACCAGGAGCCAGCCCCGAACCAGUACCAGUUCGUCCACUCCGCCCACUCCGCCCCGCUCAACACCUCCUACUUUCCCACCGCCCAACCCGCCCAGCGCUACCCACAACAGCAGCAACUCUCCGCCCGCCAGAACCUAUACGGGGCCCCACAGGACGCGCUCCAGGGCUACUCCCAACAACACACGCAGCAGUCCCAGCCUCAGCAACAGUUCACCUUCGAGCACUACGGCGCGGGUGGCGGCGGCGGGCUCGAUCAGUCGUACCCGCCCUCGUCGGACCAUUUGGCGCCGUACACGCCCAUCUCGGACGGGUCCUCCAUCCACACCUCCAUCUCGCCCCAAUGGGCUGAUCAGAUCCUGCCUCCCAGUACGGGUGGCGUGCCAACUACCAGCGCCACGGCGGCACCGGCGACGAACAACCCAUCUUCGACCACCUCGACCUCCGCCGCGCAGGCGCCCAGCGCGCCAACGAAUCCGAACCCGAAGAGAGAUCGCGCUGCCGCAUCUAAGCCUCCAGCGAAGACGAAAGGUCGGAAGAGGCCGAAGAAGGAUGUCGACGAGAGCGAGUCUGACGACGACGACGAUGACGACGGCCAUACCGACAUUCCGAGCAUUCGUGGAGGAGGGGGAGGAGGAGGGAGCAGAGCGGGUGGCGGUGGCGGGCAGACGGUGUUCUCAGCGGGAGGCAUGCAUUUGCUUCCGCCGGGGAACCAGAGCCAGGUCGGAUUGCCACAACGCCUACCCGGAGCGUGCACGUAUUGCAAGAAAUUGAAGAUGAAAUGCGACUUCCCGAAGAACGAGAACGUCUGUAAGCGGUGUAAGCAGGGUGGGCAUCGGUGUGUCGUCGAGGGGCGGAAGCCGAGGAGUGCGCCGAAUAAGCGCGAAUACUUGCUUGCUCAGAUCCGACAGAAAGACACGAUCAUCGAGUCGUUGCUCAAGCAGUUACACAACCCCUACCUCGCCUCCCCACUUUCCAUCGCCGCCUACCGCAUGGCCACUCCCGACUCGGACUCACACCGCGACAGCGUCAUCUCCUGGCUCGACCGCAUGAAAGCCUCGUCCUCCGCCCGGAACGCACUCGCCGCCCAAAUCGGAGUCGGGAACGCGAACCCGUUCACGCUCGAAUCUCGAGGCGGCGCAAAAUCCAAUAACGGGGACGAGUCCGACGACGACGCUGAUCACGAUGGGAAUACGACCACCGCCGGAGGACAAGGUGUUACGGUCAAUGUGGAGAGCGAGGAAGAGACGUCGCCGAAUACGCUUGUCGAUCCGGAAACGGAAUCGUACCCGGGUUUGCCGGAUUCGGCGGUCCCGCUGGGAUUGUUGGCUACACUUUCGAUUAGUAGUUCGAUUGAGAAGGGAUUGGGCGGGUAUGGGAGGAGUAAGAGUAAGAGUCGGGGUGGGUCGAGUGUCGGUGCGGGUGCGGGUGGGGAUGGGGGGAGUACGAGGACUGCGGGGGGUGGGGCGGAGAAGCAGGAGCCGGAUGAAGACGAUGAUGUCGGUGUCGCGAAUGAUACGUAUUUCAUGCCGGGGCCGUCGCAGGAUUUGGAGCUUAGGGCGACGUUGAUUGAGAAGAUUACGCCGCCGGAUAUCUUGAUCCAUGGGCUUGUGACGCCGGAGGAGGUGGAUACGUUGUUUGAGAUCUUCUAUGCACGCGUGAACCCCUUCAUUUCGCUCCUCGACCCUGUCUUGCACACGCCCGCGACGACCUUCUCAAGGUGCCCCUUCCUCUUCACCGUCAUCUGCGCCAUCUCCUCCCGCUACUCCGAGAAGACCGAGGUGUACCCGAUCGCGAUGCACUUCGCCAAGUCCGCGGCGGCGAACGCGCUCAUCGACGGCUGGAAAUCGGUCGAGCUGUGUCAGGCGUAUAUAUUGAUGAGUAUAUACGCUGUGCCGGCGAGGAGGUGGGAGGAGGAUAGGUCGUGGUUGUAUACUGGGCUGGCUAUCAGGAUUGCUACGGAUUUGAACUUGCAUCAGCCGCCGACGUCGAAGCCGCAGAACGAGACGCAGGAAAGGGAGAUGCUUAACCGUGCGAGGGUCUGGCAGAUCUGCUUUAACCUUGAUAGGAGUACGGCGACGCAGUUCGGAAAGCCGUCGACGAUCAAGGAGGAUUACAUCAUCCGGCACUCGGCGGACUGGUACAAAAAAUCAAAGUACAACCUCGAACACGACGUCCACCUGAACGCAUACACCUCGCUCCUGCGGAUCGUCGCCAAGUUCCACGAACAUGUCUUUUCCGACCCGGAGGCGCCGACGGGCUUGAAUCAGCAUAUCAACUUCCGCGAGGUGACGCAGAUGCAUGAUAGGGAGCUGACGAAGUAUCAUGAGGAGUGGCAGAAGAGGUUUGAGGAGGAUUCGGACCAUAGCGAUCCGGGGUGCGAGUUUAGGUGCAAGUUGUUGCCUUUCUUGGUCAAUUACUCGAGGCUCGUGAUGUAUUCGUUUGGGUUCCAGCAGGCGUUCCAGAGGGGGAUGGGCACAAAUGACGAGAUCUUCUUCACGAAGUGUCUCGAUUCUGCGAAGAUGGUAGUUCGUACCAUGGUCGACUCUCUUGCUCCCAGCGGCUACAUGCGCUUCGCGCCCGAUGGCCACUUUGUGUUCUCCUCUUUCGCAUCCGCCUUCCUGCUCAAACUCCUUCGCCCCGAAUUCGCCCGUUAUCUUCCUGACGGCCAACAGACCGAGAUCUUCGAGCUCAUUGGCCGCCUUAUCCAGACCCUCGGCUCCUCCAACAUCGCCAUCGACGAACGUCACACUCCGAAGCUCUACUCGCGCUUCCUCGCCGGUUUGUUAUCCAGGCAUAGGACUGACGGUGCCACGAGCGGGAGGCUGCACACCCAGCCGCCUCCGAGUCACUACCAGCAGUCUUCGCCCUCUGGGUCAUCGCACUACGAUGAUCAGGGCCAACAGCACCACCAUCAGCAGCAGCAGCAACAACAGCAACAACAGCAUGCUAAUGGUGGUGUCGGCGGAGGAAUGCCCGGAUCGACGACGCUCAGUCAUAUCGAUACGUCGUUCGGAUUGUCGCCGCACCACUCUGGUCAUGGUCAGCAGGGGCCACCACAGCUCGUGGAGCCUAUAUACGAGCCUGAGGCGACGUAUAAUGUGGGGACGGGCCCGUUGGAUAUGGAUGCUAUGAACGUCGUGUUCGAUGGGUCUGGGUCGGGAUUGAGCGAUGAGGUUUUGGCGACGAUGCAGGCGAUCAAAAACCCGGCUUGGUGGCAGAACAUGAUGAUGCCUGGGUUUACGUGGCCUGAGAUGUCGAUGGCUGGGAACGUCAACGCGAACGUCAACCACGGUCAUUCGCCAUACCAGAGCGAUGUGAACGGAGACGGAGGCCUCGCUGGUGGUGGUGGUGGUAAUUACUAUGCCGCCCCGUCCUCGAACCUGGGGAUGGGCGGCAUGCCCAUGGGGUACUCCAACUUCCAGACGGCUCAAGCGGCGCCGGUACAUCUGGGUUAGAGCCGCUUGGAGUCUUCUGUGUACAAAAACAAACUACUUCUCCUUCUUUGAUAUCUUUUUGUUUCUUUUUGAUUUACCUACCUCUUUUUGCUUUGUCCGUCCGUCAACUCUCCAAAUAUGUCUCCAUAUGUCGACUCUUACCUACCUGCCUACCUCGGUGCCCCAGCCGUGAUCUGUACACUCCCCGGAACGUGUUUCAAUAUCUCCGAAUCUUCCAAGACUCUGACCUCUGUCCCCCCUCUCGUCCUCGUCCCCUCGUGAAUGUACUUUUACGGCCGAUGGCCUUACAGCAUAUGUAGUCUUCCCCAUGUCCGUAUCUUUUCUCUCUUGAUUUGUUGGUUUUGUUGGUUUUUUCCCGUCAUGUUGGUGAGAUGGAUCCCCUUUUGCAAAAGUCCUUGUCGGUGGCUGGUUCGAUGUACCCAGGCUACAUGUCGAUGUCGAUGUUGGGUUUGCUUCUUACAC